This is a messenger RNA of Haliotis rubra (blacklip abalone), 4167 nucleotides long. RefSeq names its product orexin receptor type 2-like. Bases 442 to 1722 code for a protein of 426 amino acids. The transcript has 4 exons. Gene Ontology annotation, molecular function: G protein-coupled peptide receptor activity. Gene Ontology annotation, cellular component: membrane. The record is from RefSeq and is a predicted model, not a curated record. Lineage: Eukaryota; Metazoa; Mollusca; Gastropoda; Lepetellida; Haliotidae. Gene Ontology annotation, biological process: neuropeptide signaling pathway.
UAGUCGCAUCCCCUUUCUGCUCUUCACAGAGGCUUAUCUCGGAAGGGAGACAGCGGAACGCUUGCUGUAGGAUUUACCACUAAGCUCCCUCUAUCCAUUCUAUCAAGUCUAGUAAUGAACAUUGCAACCGGUCUGGACUAACACGCAGUCCUAUUCCUAUAUCGAAUGGAGUGUGGAGAUUUGAGGAGGGAUUUCUCUGAUGGUAUAUUUGACUGUCGUCGUCAGCUUAAAGCCGACCAUCCUGAAAUACUUCCAACGAUGGAAAUGAACGUCAUUUAGGUUCAGCUGAGUAGAUGAAUUUCACAAGGCUUUGGUGAAAGUGCGGCACUUCAACAUCAACGGUGGGCACCGGGAUGGCAAUAAAAGUGGAUGUUAAGUAAACCAUAUCAGUUGGAGGAACACAGCGUUGUUGAUCACAAGUGGUAAACAAGAUCUAUCACCAUGGCAACCAACGGAGCUUCCAACAUGACCAACAACGCCACGGCGAUGAUGGCAACAACGACAUCAGCGGUGUCUGUGUCACAAACUGACGAAACUUCCCAAUUUGCAACCUCUCAAGCCACUUUCAUCAUCGUUAUCGUUAUGUUAUCACUUUUUACAGUGUUCGGAGUCAUUGGCAAUGCGCUGGCGUUUUAUAUUUAUUCUAAGAAACGGGACAAAACUACAUCCAACGUGUUCAUUCUGGCGUUAGCUGCGACGGACUUUGUCGUCUGUUUGGUGGUGGUACCGUACACGAUCAUUGCUGAAUCGGUGGAAUAUGAAUUCGUCUACGAUAUCCCUUGUAAGCUGUACAUGUUUUGCAUAACGUCAAAUGUUCCUUUGUCUGCGUUCAUAAUGACGGCAAUCGCCUUCGACCGCUACUGCUGCAUCUGUCAUCCGUUCCUGCACGUUCUGACCGUGCAACGUGCAAAACUUGCCUGCGUGGCGCUGACAAUUCUGAGUGCUCUCCUUGGCGUCAUGACUGCUUUGAAUUUCGGGGUCUAUGAACUCCAGGGGCUCGAAAUUCCUUUACAAGCUCCAGGAAAUGGAACAAGCUUUAACGGAACGUUAAACGAAACAGACGUUUCAAGGCAGACAUAUUACUACGACGUGAUGAACGUCUCUCUCAGCUACGACGUCACAAACAGUACCGGAUACCCUCAAUACAAUCAGACCAGAGAAACUGAGAUAAAGAAAGUCUACCUGGGCGUGUGUGUACCUGGAGCUAUAAUACUAAGCAUGGAUUUUACCAGGAUUUAUCAGAAACUGUAUGCUGGAACAUUUCUACUUUGUUUGGUAGCAGUGGCCAUCCUUUAUACGCUCAUCUACAGAUCAAUCUUAGUUCGAAGACGCUGGAGGUCCAAGAGGAAGAGGAUGAGUUGCUACACCAGCGUCAACGGCGUGGAGACGGUAGCAGAGGAGACACAGUUGACGGCGAUCAAUGGGAACAACAUAAUAACUGACGAGAAGAAGUCCAAACGUCCCUUUCAGAGCCGCCAAGCGGCCAUAAGAGAGAAGACUCUGUAUGCCAAUAUUAAAACUGCCGCCAUGCUGUUUGUUGUGACUGUUGUCUUCGUAAUUGCCUUCCUUCCAUCAUGGCUGAUGGGGCUGCAAAUUAUACAGUUUAGCGUCAUUGUGUACAACCUGUACUUCCUAAACAACGUCGCCAACCCUAUCAUCUAUGCCUUUAUGAACAGGGCAUUCAGAGAUGAUCUGAGGGCGUUGAUAAGAGGCUGUAAAUAGGUUCAGGGUGGAAAACACUGUGUAUGAGACACAGGAAACUUGCUUAGAUCUAAAAUGGCUGAUGUGGCGAUGUGUGAUUGCCUGUUAUGUUUGCGUUACGGACUUAGCUGCGUUUCAACAUGACUCAGAUCUGAAUCCACGGCGAAGUUCGAUCAGGGAUGGACAAAGGAACACCCUGUUCCACAACAUGCGAAAGGAGUCCGAACCUGAAUAUUAUUUUUUUCAUAGAGACUAGGCGUUUGCUGAUGUACAUACCAAAGCUUUUCUAUAAGUAAACAAUACAUUUAUUGUAUAUAUGUCAUUAAGCCUGCUAUUAUAUAGUAUCACUGAGUUUAAUCAGUGUUACUAAUCACUUGACUGAGCAUGAUUGUAUAAACCAAGAGUCGUUGGAAUAACUUUAUUUCUCACGUAGAAUCACUUUUACUUGUAGGAAAAUAUUUCAUUACUAGAGACAUUUGUAUUGUUUCAUAUCUAUAUUUUCCAAAAAAUGUUACAAAAAUGAAAUUGUUACUAAAUUUAACAUCAGAUAGCCAGUGUCUGACCCCUACUCUGGAUAUGGUGGUGUUCUGUCUAGUGACAUGUCGACCGUUGUAAAUACACUGUAAUGAACAAGCAUUCAGGGUGUGAAAUGUUAUUCAAUGUUAUUUUAUGUUAUUAGUGUCGUUACAAUCUGUUUUUCAGUUGUGUAUUCAUUUAUCCGAUUAGGUGGGUAAAUCACUGCAAUAAUUAAGUUAUAUUCCUCGUACUUGAUUCGAGGUAGUGCCACAAUAUCACAACUGUUUUCUAAUUGAAUAUUUUAUCCAUAAUUGUUUGAUAUUUACGAAUUUUAUUUCCACAGAAUUAUAAAAUCACCGAUGAAUUACCCUGCUGUGUUAUGUAUAUUUUGAUAUUAGAAUGUACAUUUUCAAAUUGUAAAUAACUAGGAAAAUGAAAUACGUAUGGAUCAUAAGCACUGUUAUUUAAUGUGUUUGUGAUGUAUAUUGUACAUUUCGCUGAUCUUACGUAACGUGCACUGUCUAUCUUGUUUCAAACACGAUGUUCAACACUUAAAGUGUACUGUGAACUAUCUGCCAAUAUGCAAACAAUUUUAAUUUGGGGCCAUAAACCAUAGAUUUUCCUUGAUGUGAAAAAUUAACCGUUAAAUGAAUCUUUACUUUACAGUUCUCGGGCGUGGUGCACUGAGAUUUCAUUUCGAGCUAAUUAUCAGAUUGUCGUAGCUCAAAUAACUGCAUAUCAUUUGGAAGUAAGCAAUAAAAAACAUCAUAAAAUUUGCACUAAAUGUUAACGUGAUGUCUGAUAUCAUUUAAUCGUUUGAUUUAUUGUCUUUUUGCGCAACGUCUUACUCAUUACUACCGUUGCACAAGCUCCGUUGCCCAUAAAAUCUUUUCCAAUCACGAGACUGUUUCUUGUGGAAAUGUUCAUCUAUCGCACUAUAUUGACGCUUCGGUUGAUUUAUACAUACGUAAUAGAUGAUAAUGAAUACAACUCUUCUUUAUCAAAACAGUUUAGGUGGAUAUACUUAUCUAUUAUAGACAAAACAAUUUUCGCUGAAAGGUGUCAACACAUUAUUCAUUAGAGAAGUCUUUAUUCAAACAUUUGCCCCAUAAAUAAUGUGUCAAUUACUCGUGCCAUUAAGCCUCUUAUGUGCUCAAACGGAUUUUCCUACAGCUGUAAUCAACCCACAGACGUCCAUUAGUCAAUAUUUCAAACACUGGGAUAUAGUUUUAUGUGCUAUAUAUUUGAUAUGCUGCAGAAUUGUCCCUAACCAGCAUCUUUGAUAUUCUGUGUCAGCGUCGACGUUAUAAUCAUGUGUCACUCCAUAAUCAGCUUUUUGUGACGUCCAUUGAACAGUGUUGAGAUGUGCUGCUUCUGACGAUGGUGUAGAAGAUUCUGAUUAUGGUUAAUCUGUUGUCAUUGUUUACGAAGAACCUGAUACAAAUUGGAAUGGUCUCUUAUUUUCUGGUUAUGAGUCAUAUGUGCUACGUAUUUGAUAUGCCAAUGAAUAUACCUUAACCAGAGUCUUUGUUUAAACAGACACCCAUUUAAUAAAGUAGUUGCUUGGUAGCGAAGUGGUUAGGGCGUUCGCUCGUUACGCUAAAGACUCGGAUUCGACUCCUCAUCUGCACAGUGUUUCAAGCCUAUUUCUUGUGUCCCCUGCUGUGAUCCUGCUGGAAUAUUGUGCAAGGGUUGAAAAACGAUACUUUCUCGAUGAAUCAAGCAUAUUGCUUCUGGUAUUGUAACGAAACAAGAGCUGUUGAAGAAACCUUAUACAGUUACAUCACUCUGAGGUAGAACAACAUGACAUGGUAUUCUUAAAGCGAAAGACAAGAAUGAAAUCCAAUUAUAAUCAGAAGGUCAGACCUAGCAAGUGCUCAUCAUGCUGUAUUGCCUGUGUGGAUUUGGUCCAUUCGACUUUGAAAAUAAUAAAUCAGUAAACAGACUGUA